Molecule: messenger RNA, 542 nt
Organism: Bursaphelenchus xylophilus (pine wood nematode)
Lineage: Eukaryota; Metazoa; Nematoda; Chromadorea; Rhabditida; Aphelenchoididae
Source: the annotation of a GenBank genome assembly
AUGGCCUCUCAAUUCGUUUCGAUUACCAAGGAUUUUGUGGAAAUGGCUCUGAAACAAUAUGAGGAAGAGGAAGAUGCAGCGGCCCAGAAGAAGAUGAACGAUCUUUGGAAGGAAUCCGGACUUCUGCUCAAAACUUGGUGGAUGAUGGUCAACAUUGCCGUGGCUUUCACUCGAGAUUCAUCGAUGCAUAAGAAAAUCGGAGAUGACUUUUUUGAGGGGUCUGAAGGUUCUCGAAUCCGAAGUGAGAUUUUUUUUAUUGUUCAUUUUUUUUAAUUCUGGUUAAAAUUGGUGACGUUUGCCCUGUAAAUCGCGGUCGUUUCUGCAAAGCGCAAUGUGUUGGAAUAUCUCUAUACCUCAAAAAUAUCGCAGCAUAUCUGUCGAAAUAUUGCAUUUAUUCCUAUCCUUAUCCCAACUUUUCAGCUCAUCGAACGGCCACCUUCCAAGAGAUCCGUGACGCUUUCGCUGAGAAUCUUCAAGAAGAAUUCGUUCAGCAACACGAGCAAGCCAAAGACCUGUUCGAAGACGGGUCCGUACAAACGUAG